AUGACUGGGCUCACUACUGAAGAGUGUAAGAGGUUGUGCAUUGAUGAUAGCGAAUGUGUUGGUUUUAGCUACGUUCCCGUCGGCGGGGGAAGAUGCUACCAAAAAGGCCAACUUCUCUAUGGAUAUCGAUCACCUGCUGUAAGCACAGAAAUGUAUAUUAAGGUCUCCAGCAGCGAUUUCUCACUUCUAGAUUCUACAAUUAGUAGAGAGAUCAGGCUUAACUGCAGCAGAUCUGAUAGUAGCAAUUUCAACACACCCAAAAAGAGGAGUGUUAUCAAUUCUCCACUGGGGUUAGCUGUUGCGUUUGGGUUAGUAGAAAUUGUUUGCAUCACGUUGGGCUGGUGGUGCAUGUUCAGAGCACAUAACGAUAGCUUUUAUUUUGAUCAUCAAGGGUAUUCCACCAUCCCAAUGGGAUUCAAGAAGUUUAGUUUUACAGAGCUGAAAAAAGCUACUAACAAAUUCACGAUAAAGCUCAGAAAGGGAAGUUUUGGAAGCAUCUGCAAAGGGCUUUUGGUUGAUGAGAAGGUCGUGCCGGUGAAACGACUAGGAGGAGUAUCUCAGAGCGAGGAGCAAUUCUGGGCAGAGGUAAGUAUGAUUGGCAGAUUUAACCACAUAAAUUGGGCUCGCAUGUAUGUCUUCUGUGCAGAGGGGCAACAGAUAUUACUUGUUUAUGAGUUUGUUGAGAACGGGUCGCUGGACAAGCAACUGUUCACAGAAAGUGAAUCCUUGGGCUGGAAGGAAAUGUUUACGGUUGCAGUGGGCACGGCAAAAGGAUUGGCUUACCUUCAUGAAGAAUGCUUGGAAUGGAUUCUCCAUUGCGAUGUGAAACCUCAAAACAUACUUUUGGACGGGAAAUUUAGUCCCAACAUAUCUGACUUCGGACUAGUAAAGCUCCUGAACAGAGAGCGAGUUUUCUCCUCCUCUAAAGUUCAUGGAACUCGGGGAUAUGUGGCUCCUAAAUGGGUGAUUAACCUUCCCAUCAAAGCGAAUGCGGAUGUAUAUAGUUUUGGGAUUGUGCUCUUGGAGAUCGUAAUCGACAGAGAUGCAUCCGAUCAAUCAAGGAAUUUGGUGCAAUGUGUAUCUGAGAAGAUGGAGGAGGGAAAGCUUUUAGAGGAUGUAGUGGUUACAAAAUUGAAUGGAAUCGUUAACAUGGAAGAGGUGGAAACUAUGGUGAGAACAGCAUUAUUUUGUCUUCAGCAAGACCCGGGUUUGAGAGCUUCCAUGAGGCAGGUCAUCGAAAUGCUUUCUGGAUGGACCAGAAAUGUGGAAGGCGUGUCAAACGGAGCUGAGGCACCUCCGGCUACUCAAUUUCUUUUGAUAAAUGAUGCCUGCACUAACAGUUUGAGAGCUCCUUUUUUCAAUUAA
This is a messenger RNA of Cryptomeria japonica (Japanese cedar), 1365 nucleotides long. RefSeq names its product putative receptor protein kinase ZmPK1. Lineage: Eukaryota; Viridiplantae; Streptophyta; Pinopsida; Cupressales; Cupressaceae. The record is from RefSeq and is a predicted model, not a curated record. The coding region runs from base 1 to 1365 and encodes 454 amino acids. The transcript has a single exon. Gene Ontology annotation, biological process: protein phosphorylation. Gene Ontology annotation, molecular function: protein kinase activity; ATP binding.